Messenger RNA from Crotalus tigris (Tiger rattlesnake), 3350 nucleotides. Its product is annotated as protocadherin beta-16-like. Gene Ontology annotation, biological process: homophilic cell-cell adhesion. The coding region runs from base 31 to 2391 and encodes 786 amino acids. Gene Ontology annotation, cellular component: plasma membrane. The transcript is spliced from 3 exons. The record is from RefSeq and is a predicted model, not a curated record. NCBI's taxonomy places the organism in Eukaryota, Metazoa, Chordata, Lepidosauria, Squamata, Viperidae. Gene Ontology annotation, molecular function: calcium ion binding.
GUCCUUCUCUCUUUCUCAUUCCUUAGAGUAAUGUGUGCUUCAAUUCGCUUUUCUGUCCCUGAAGAAAAGAAAAAGGGGUUUCUGGUGGCUAAUGUGCUCAAGGAAUUGAAACUGGAAGCAGGGGAGCUCUCAACCCGCAAAGCACAUUUAGUUGCUGAGGGCACUCAGGAAUACUUCCACCUUGAUAUUCAGACUGGGAAUCUGUUGAUUAACGAUAACAUAGACAGAGAAGCUUUAUGUGGCCAGAAUGAUCCUUGUGUACUUCUAUCUCAGCUUGUUCUGGAAAACCCCCUAGAUAUCUUUAAUAUUGAAAUCAAGAUAGAAGAUGUGAAUGACAAUGCCCCCAAAUUUUGGAAAAACAAUGUGGAGAUAGACAUUCUUGAGACUGUUCCUAAAAGUACAACAUUCCCCUUGGAACCUGCCCAAGAUGAAGACUUGGGAGACAAUAGCAUCCAAAAUUAUACUCUUAAUCCCAAUGAGCAUUUUAAGCUAGAACUACACAAGAAUGAAGACGAAAAUGAUAAUAUAUAUCUUGUUUUGAAGAAAACAUUAGAUAGGGAGAGGAUGCCACACCUUGGAUUGACUCUAAUGGCUAUUGAUGGAGGAGUUCCAAAGAAAACAGGCACAGUUCAAAUUAAUAUUAAUGUUCUGGAUAAUAAUGAUAACUUUCCUCUGUUUAGCAAGUCUGAAUAUAAGGCAAGAAUAAAGGAGAAUCUGCCUCUGGGCACUCUUGUGGUUAAGGUGGAAGCUACAGAUCUGGAUUUGGGUUCAAAUGCACAGAUCCUCUACUCAUUCCAUCAAGUGCCGGAAAGAAUAAACAAUUUGUUCAAUUUAAAUGAAAGAACAGGAGAAAUCACAGUUUUGAGUCAGAUUGACUAUGAAAAAGAAAAGAGUUACAGUAUGAAAAUCAGAGCAACAGAUGGAGGGGGUCUUUCAGGGCACUGCAAGAUUCUGAUUGAGGUUGAAGAUGUGAAUGACAACCCCCCAGAAAUGACCAUCAUAUCUCUGACCAGCUUCUUAAAAGAGGACUCUCCCCCAGACACAGUGGUGACCGUCUUCAGUGUUAGAGACCAAGACUCUGGAGACAACAGCAAAACGGUCUGCUCCGUGGAGAUGAACCUUCCUUUUGUGCUCAAAAGCACCGCAAACAACUUUUACCAGCUUGUGCUCCAAAGUCCCCUAGACAGAGAGACGGUCACUGAGUACAACAUCACCAUCACAGCCAUUGACUGUGGCUCUCCUAGGCUCACUUCAACAAGACUGAUUAAUGUUCAGAUUUCUGACAUCAAUGAUAACCCUCCUCUUUUUGAAAAGCCUUCAUAUGACAUUCAGAUCCGGGAGAAUCAUAUUCCAGGCUUGCUCAUUGGCUCAGUCCACGCUGUGGAUCUGGACACGGAGCAGAAUGCAAAAGUGACUUACUCAGUUCUGCCUGGGAAGGGUGAUGGCCUUUUGCCCACUUUCAUUUCACUCAACUCUGAAACUGGAAACCUGUAUGCCCUCCGAUCCCUGGACUAUGAGCAGAUAAGAGGCUUCAGAGUUAUUGUGAGGGCCUCCGAUGGUGGUUCUCCUUCCCUGAGCUCAGAAGUGAUUGUCCACAUCCACAUCAUAGAUGAAAACGACAACGCUCCCUUCUUCCUGUAUCCCCUCCAGAACAACACAUCCCCAUGCAAUGAGCUGGUUCCCAAGUCAGCCGAGGCCGGCUAUCUGGUCACCAAGGUGGUUGCAGUGGAUGCAGAUUCUGGCCAAAACUCUUGGCUUUCCUAUGAAUUGCUGAAGGCCACGGACCCAGCCCUUUUCAGCAUAGGAGCGCAGAAUGGGGAAGUGAAAACCAGGAGAGCCCUGAAUGAGCGAGACACAAACAAGCAGAGGCUGGUGAUUCUGGUCAGAGACAACGGUCUUCCUCCCCAGACCAGCACGGCGUUGCUUAAUGUCCUUCUUGUGGAUGGCUUUUCGGAUCCCUUCCUGAGGAGGGUGGAUGUCAGUGUGCAAGAACCGGAAGAAGAUAAAACCUUGACCAAGUAUUUGGUGAUCUGCUUGGCUGCUGUCUCCUUUGUGUUCCUGGUCUGUAUUGUUGUGUUUAUUGUGGUCAAAAUCCUCAAGAAGGACCCCCAAAGCCAUUUUACUGCAGCUGUUCCUCAGUUCCCACCCGCCAGUGCUGAUGCCCCAGAGAACUGUGCAGAUUCACAGAAUGGGUCACUUCCCAGGACUUACCGUUAUGAUGUUUGUUUGACUGGUGGAUCCUUAAGUAGUGAGUUCCGAUUUCUCAGGCCUCUCUUUCCUGUGCUGUCCUGUCCUGUUGGAGAUGUUAAUGUCCCAGGCAACCACUGGACUUCUUCUGGCCCCGAAGAUUUAUCUAAGGAGGUUGCAGUUAAUGGGAGAACGAAAGAGUGAGAAUUGUAUUUGCUCAACAUUGGAAAGAUGAAGAACCACCAGCGGAGGAACAGAUAAUUAAGAAAAUUUUGGACUGCGCAGAAAUGGACAGUGACUCUGAAAAUGAAAGAGAAAGAAGAUUCAGAAUAUUUUAGAACAUGGGAUACAUUUUAUCAUGGCUAGAAAAACGAGGUAGAGAGAAAGGAGUUCAACAUGUAUUAGUAAGCUAAAUACUGAAACCCAGACAAUAUGUUGCUGAUAAAAUAUUAAGGAUUUGUGACUAUAAAAAAUUAAUAAAAUAUUGUAAAAAAAGAAAGCUGUUGCCAAACUGUCCUAAUCCAUAAAUGAUUUUCUUACACAGGUUUAGACUUGAUAUGCAUGGGCACACAACAGAAGCCACCUAAAGAGUUACUGGGUAUGCUCAUAAUCAUUCAGAACUAUAUUGUGAAAGGACUGAUUGCAGCCUAUGUUAAUAAUAUGUGAAAAUUCUUGUGCAGAUUACCACACUGUUUCUUUUUCUGUAUAUUAAAAUAAUUAAGAAAACAAUCCUCUUUUGCUUAGAUAGAUAGAUAGAUAGAUAGAUAGAUAGAUAGAUAGAUAGAUAAUGAAUAAAAUGGAUUUCAAGUAAUUUCUGUAUUUAAACAAUAGAAAUAGAAUUUUUGCCUAGUUCACCACAUGGUGGCAAUAUUAACAAAGAAAUUUAGUUCUCUUCUGCUUCCUCAGUAUCAGACAAUAAUACAAAAUUGAACAAAAGGAAUCUGACUCUUUGGCAGUGAAAUGUUUGCAGAUCAUAACAUGGCAGAAAAUAAGAAGAAUUAAAAAUGAUUUGCACAGCUAAAUUAUAAAGAAAGGAAGGAAAGAAAGGCUGACUGUUGGGCAGAAUUUGAGCCUACAAGGAAGAGACUGGAAUCAUGGAGAAUUGCUUUUGGAAAAGACAAGGGUAAAGUUCCUUUGUCUGAAGAUCCUGCUGCUAAAUCUGG